Molecule: messenger RNA, 425 nt
Organism: Pimephales promelas (fathead minnow)
Lineage: Eukaryota; Metazoa; Chordata; Actinopteri; Cypriniformes; Leuciscidae
Source: RefSeq, a predicted model, not a curated record
UGAUCACGGAAAUGGCAGUAAAUGCCCUGCUUACAUGGAGGAGUUUUGGACUCGAUGCUAUAAGUACUUUUCUGAUGCGAGUAACUGGAUCACAGCAGAGAGAAACUGUCAGAGUCUUGGUGCGAAUCUCGCAUCUGUGAGUAAUAAACUGGAAAAUAAAUUCCUGCUGCGUCUGUUGCCUUCUCCUUCAACACGUACUUGGAUUGGUGCUCAUGAUGCUGUACAAGAUGGACACUGGUUGUGGAGUGACGGAUCUGUGUUUUCGUUCACCAACUGGUGCUCUGGAGAACCCAACAAUGCUGGUGUUCCCGAAGACUGUUUGGAGAUCAACUUUACCGCUGACCGUUGCUGGAACGACGUGCCCUGUUCAAUCUCAUUAUCCUAUAUCUGUGUCCUAGACAUGUGUGACUGUGUGACUACAUAGG